UGACAGCGAAAAGAGGAAGCGUUACAUUUUGUUGUUAAAUGAGAACAUUUAUGACGAACUAAUAGGUUGUUUAAUUCAAUAAAUGACAAGAAACGGCGUUCAAUCUACACAGUAAUGAAAAGGUAACUGUUUUAGGUAUCUAUGCAAAACGUUAGACGUAAAUUAGCACCGCUAAGGUUGUUAGCUUGGCCAACUAUAAACUUUGAAAAGAACAAGACAACGAAAAAGGUUUUUUCUAUGAGACACGUUGGUUCUUACAAGAACAUCUAGUAGGUCGUACCUCGGGUAUGAAUAGAAAACGGGCUCUGGUUUCCGACGCUUUCAAAGCGAAGAAAAGGAGAAAUGACACAGAACGGUUUGGGGCUGGUGACGAUGGUGGUGAACCAGCUGACAUGAAAUCCACCUUGGAGAACCUCAUGACUCUAUUUCCCAGAAAGCUCUUUAAUGACGCAUUGCCUCCUAUUGUACUGAAGCAUCAGUUGUACAGUGUACACAAUGACAAGACCCUGGUGGACAAGGAAGUGAAUAAACUCCAGGAGAGUGGGGAGCUGCUGAUGUUCCAGCUCGGGUUUGACUCUGAAGCAUUCGGGCUGGUGUUUGCGUCAGACUACAAGACCAAAGUACUGGCUGGCGAAGAGGGGAAAGCAACACAAGCAACUGUUGAAAAGUUCCUGGAGAAAGUGGUGUCCUCCUGCACAGAUCUGAGCUUCAGCAAAGACAAGAUGCUGAGAGAGUUUCUCUUCACAGACUCUGAGAUAACGCAGCUGGUGAAGUCCGGGGUCCUGACUGUGAGGGAUGCUGGCAGCUGGUGGCUUUCCAUUCCCAAUUCUGGCAAAUUCACAAAGUAUUUUAUUCAAGGACGUAAAGCAGUGCUUGGCAUGGUGAAGAAGUCUAAAUAUAACGAAGUGUUACGAGUCGAUCUAGAGGAACGACGAACAACCUCACACGUGAAAUUUCCUAUGAAAUAUCAUGUCCAUGAUAUUGUUGGGGCAGAAUUGGUAGAAAGCAUACCUACAACUUCGGGGACUUUGUUACGAUCUGCAGAUUCCUGAGCUGCUAUGGAGCAGCUGGAGAGUUUCUGAAGAUGGGAAAUAUGAAAAACAUCGAAAGGCUGAAACCUUUGGGAUGCCACUAAGUAAAUAAUCUUUUCACUUUAAGAUGUAAAGUUUGUGCCACAUGUAUUAUCAACCCUGUGUGGGUCAAUGAAUUGUACAUUUUAUUGACAUGAGAUUGUUAAAUGUUGGGUAUUCUUGUAAUAAAAAAUUACUGUAGACAUUUCUCUGAGAUGCAAGAUUAAUUCCAAGCUGAAAGAGUUGAAUAACUCGUACGUGGUGCCAAAUGCAUAUGUAUUCAUCCAAGACAUUUUAACUGCCUUCAGUUUAAAAAGUCUUAUGAGUUAAAUGACUUCCCUUUAGAAUCAGUCAGUAUGAAAUGUGUGGGUGAAUAAACGGCUGACUUGACAGUUAUUGACGUCCUCCAUGUUCUAAGCCACAUAAGCUUAAGCGUAAUUGUCUAAAAUGUAAAUAUGUGCCAAGGAAUCAAAAAAUAAAAUAAAAUUUCUGCAGCAAUGUUUUAAAAAUUAAAAAUGCUAAAUAAUCAUCCCAUUAAAAAAACAAAGGAAAAAA
This is a messenger RNA of Xiphophorus maculatus (southern platyfish), 1625 nucleotides long. It is a transcript of the gene stk19, whose product is annotated as serine/threonine kinase 19. Lineage: Eukaryota; Metazoa; Chordata; Actinopteri; Cyprinodontiformes; Poeciliidae. The record is from RefSeq and is a predicted model, not a curated record. Gene Ontology annotation, biological process: positive regulation of Ras protein signal transduction; protein phosphorylation. The transcript is spliced from 7 exons. Bases 288 to 1052 code for a protein of 254 amino acids. Gene Ontology annotation, molecular function: protein serine/threonine kinase activity.